Messenger RNA from Aspergillus mulundensis, 3843 nucleotides. RefSeq lists its product as uncharacterized. The transcript is spliced from 3 exons. NCBI's taxonomy places the organism in Eukaryota, Fungi, Ascomycota, Eurotiomycetes, Eurotiales, Aspergillaceae. The record is from RefSeq and is a predicted model, not a curated record. Bases 1 to 3843 code for a protein of 1280 amino acids.
AUGGACGCCUACCCCCAACCAUAUGUCGCCGAUAACCUGCCAUUCAUUCUACUUUGCGGUCUCGAGGCCGACGGCGCGCGGACGGACCUAGAAGCGACAGACACAAAAUAUCCUCUUCUGAAAGAAAAUGGGAUCACAAUAGAAUCCGAUUUUCCACCAUUAGAGGGGCAGAUUGCAAAGGAGAUCCGGCAUGUUUUCCUCAGUGAAGCUGCCCCGCGAACCUCUCAGUAUGAUGCCAUUGAAGGAAGCUCCAAAAUUGAAUAUAGAGUCAAGUCCAUCCGAAGGAAUUAUAGACUUCCGCCGCGCAAGGCUAAUCCUCCUCCUGCGUCGCCCACAACAAGUCCGACAGAUAGACAUGACCAUGGAUCCCCAAUUGUCUUGCAUUCGCCUAUAUCCCCGUUGACACCCAGUUCCCCGACCUUUCCCGACGGCAUCAUGACACCUCUAUGGGCUGCAAGACACCAGGAUUUGGUCCCCGCCGCAGUGAUAAACUUCUUCCCUUUUUGUCUUGACUCAAAUAUGAGUUCCCUGCGCGACAAUCAACUGAAGAUAGAAAUCAAUGGGCUGAAGAAAGAAUGGUCCUCUUCGGGUUACAAGACCCGCUUCAUUGUUGUGCUUGUAUCAGAGGAACCUACCGGAGAUGACACGGGAGACUUCGAUGAUCGUGUCUUAGGGAUUCGGAGAGCAACCAGUCUCGAACAGAAAUCACUAUUCGUUUUCCCGCCUGGCGUGAGUCCCGAGGAGCUCGGAGAAAUCACAAGAUCACUAUUAUCCAUCCUGCAUCCUUCGUUGAUGGAGUACUAUAGAGACCUGUCCAAACACGCUCGGAGGAAACGAAAUAGAAGCAGUAUACCGCCCCCAACGGCACCACCAACAAGUGGAACGUCUCAGACAUUAUCGCUCCAAGGAUGGAAUACUCGAUAUGAAUUCAAAAUGGGGGUCUUUGCGGAAUUUCGGCAAGAGAUUGACGCGGCUCUGAAGAACUACGAAAGCGCAUACGAAACUCUCUUCGGGCAAGAGGUUUUCGAGAACAUUGCUGGCUGGGACCCUAAGUUCAAUGAUGCCCGUCUGUUAAGUGAUGCGCUUGCCAUACGUGUAAUACGCUGCUUGCUGUAUACUGGACAUACAACUUCUGCAGUACAAUUCUGGGUGACUCACCGGAGUCGCUCACAAGAUAUACUGAACAGACGUGGCAAAGGUACAAGAAGCUACGGAUGGGAAGCUUGGGAAGCUAGAUGGUCAUCAGUGAUGGCUCAACUUAUCCAUCAAGUUGGGAUACCUCAGUUGAUACCAUUCGGAGUCUCUCAAAAUCAGUCCAAUGAGCACAAUUCAAUAUUUGUGUCACACGAGAAAAUAUACCCUCUACCAAAUGAAGUCGCGCCGUGGGAGCAGCUUCACCACGAGGGAUACUGGCUAUACCGUUCAGCAAGGCACACCAUGUACCGGCGAGCGUUGGCGGAGCAGAUCCCAGCAGAAGAUCGGACACCGCCGGGGCAGUCUCCUGCAUCUCAGAUAGCGAGCAAGGCCUAUCUUUAUGACACAUAUCUCGCUCCGGAGACUCACGUCGAGACUGCACGUCCCGAGGACGGCGGUAUUGACCAUUCGACGCUCAUUUUAGAUGCUCUCAAAGCGGCGCUGGUUGAGUUUUCAAAGCGGAGCCAAGUGCGGAUGACGGAGAGACUUAGCUUGGAAAUUGCGGAAGAGUAUAUGCGCUCAGGGUCCUGGCCGGAAGCUUAUGAGACACUUUAUCCACUCUGGCCGGCUCUUACUUGGCGGCGCUCUGGGUGGUGGCAUCUCAUGGAUAAAUUCGCCUGGGCCUUGAGGGAAUGCGCGUUGCGAGUCCAAGAUAGUGAAACGAUCCUUAGAAUCGAUUGGGAACUCUUAAACUGGGGUAUGAAUUCCUUGUAUUUCUUCGCUGGCGGUUCUUGUUCUCUAACCUCCAAUCGCCCUUUAGCUUUCCCACCGCGGCCUGACUGGCACUACAAUAUUCACUGGAGCCUUGCAGAACUUCCUCCAGAGAAACCGAAGCCGUCAGUCGUUGUUAAAGCAGAGGAUAUCGUCUCGAGCGUCAUCGCAACAUUUAAUUUCCGGAAAGCCGAGGGCAAUGUUGGAGAGCCUUUACAGGGCCAACUUGUCUUAAGGUCCUGCGCCCAAAAGUCAUCUGCUCCUAUUAGGCUUGCGGAAUUAAAAAUAGCCUUUGAGGGUUGCCUUCGUCCAAUCCGGCUGCAGUCGAACCAGAAUACACAUGCGGAUGCGAGUACUCCAAGCCUCAUUUCGUCGCCUUCGCUGCAUGACCCGAGCGCUAUAUCCGACUCAUCGGUCCUCCACUCACCCACAAGUGCCCUGGCCGCACUCACUGGCAUCGCAGACUUGACGAUUGGGCCCUCUCAAACCAAAGUGUAUAAUCUGACCUGUAUACCUCGGGAAGCUGGAGAGUCUCGGGUAGCUUCAGUGGCGCUUCUGGUUGCGGAAGAGAAAUUCGACCUUACGUGCGCAAUCACUGAUCUGACACAACAAGAAGCAUUCUGGUGGGAGCAGACCGCAAGGGGCCCGGCACGAAGGCGGGCGGGCAAGGGUCGUGAUGUUAACCGCUGCAAAGUCCUACCCAAGCCGCCUAAGAUCCGGAUCACGGUUCCGAAUAUCAAAGACACGUACUAUACAAAUGAGCGUAUCCUCCUCGAUCUUGUGAUUGAUAAUGAAGAAAAUGAGGCGGCUGAUAUUGUUGCUGAAGCAAGACUUUUCGGCAGCUCAGACUCCUCAAUCACGAUAUCAUGGCUCGACCAGGAGGGCCUGAACAAUGCAUCUCUUGACUCAGGGUCUGAUACACCGGUGGAGGAGUUAUCUCACUUCGUCAAACGGUCAGUUGGAGUGAUACAAAGCUCUUCCAGAUGUAAGCUACCGAUUGUGCUUUCCAGUAGCGAGAACAGUUUUGAGUACGAGCUCGAAGUAUCCGCUUUAUACAACCUUGUUUCAGAUAUCCAUACACCCAUUAUUGCUACUGCGCGGUUAACCAUAUCCAUAAUCCGGCCAUUCGAGGCGAACUAUGAAUUCCUUCCUCGCGUCGACUCCCUGCGGUGGCCGGAUUUUUUCGCGGUUGAUGAUGACUUGACCGGAUGUCAACAAGAUCGAAAGCCGAGAGGACUGCGACAAAGAUGGUGUCUCGAUACGAAGGUCGUUUCUUUCGCCCGCGAGGCUCUGAUCAUUGAGGAAAUGUCCAUUGCUACACGAGGUAUUAACGGAGGUGUCCUUUCUCAUAUCGGGCCCGAGAUCGUUGCCAACCCAGAGGCGCCGGAGGUUCGUCCUAAAGAGCUUCGACAGUCUUCCUUCGUCUUGGAUAUCCAGAAAAUGAUCCUGGGUGACAGGCGCCCCACGUCGCUUAGCCUGGCUCUGCAGAUCCAGUGGCGGAGAAGUGGCAAAGAAAAUGGCUUAUCCGGCAACAGCAAUAACCUCGCGACUACUGAACUCGCGAUUCCGCGAUUUGUGAUACCAGCCGGCGAGCCCCGUGUGCUAGCGUCGGCAAUUCCCUCGCAGAAGCUUUCCGGCUUGGUGCAUGUGAAGUACACGUUGGAGAACCCGUCGUUGCACUUUCUCACCUUCAACUUGACCAUGGAAGCUAGUGAACAUUUAGCUUUCAGCGGCCCAAAGGUAAUGGUAGUUCAACUAGCACCUGUGAGUCGACACACGGUCCGUUACAAUAUUUUGGCAUCCAAGAAAGGCUUAUGGAUCCAGCCGCAGCUGCUCGUGGUGGACACAUACUUCAAUAAAUCUCUACGGGUGCUCCCCACGGAAGAUAUGCGGUCAGAUAAAAAGGGCAUCUUGAUAUGGGUCGAUGCUGAGGAUUGA